Molecule: messenger RNA, 1424 nt
Organism: Impatiens glandulifera
Lineage: Eukaryota; Viridiplantae; Streptophyta; Magnoliopsida; Ericales; Balsaminaceae
Product: protein SOSEKI 5-like
Exons: 4
Coding region: 104-1363 (419 amino acids)
Source: RefSeq, a predicted model, not a curated record
GCUUAUAAUAAGAGUGAAAGACUCAAUUUUCAAAUCCCGUCUCGAGAAAAGGAACAAGUUUUCUUUAGCUUCUCCUUUCCUUUUCGUUUUCCAGUUUACUUUAAUGGCGAUGAUCACCUCUUCCAGAGUCAAAACGCAGGACACGAGAUGGAAAGAACGAGCUCAAACCAGUCCAGAACGCACCAAAGUUUGGUCCGAACCACUCAAAACCCCUGACCAUGGGAAGAAAGUUCCCGUCGUUUACUACCUUUCCCGUAACGGACAGCUCGAGCACCCUCACUUCAUUGAGGUCCUAUUACUCUCUUCUUCCCCUGGUCUCUAUCUCAGAGAUGUCAUCAGUCGCUUGGAUGUUGUCAGGGGAAAUGGAAUGGCCAAUUUCUAUUCAUGGUCUUCCAAACGGCGUUACAAGAAUGGAUUUGUAUGGCACGAUCUAUCAGAGAAUGAUUUCAUCUACCCUGCCCACGGACAAGAAUAUGUCUUGAAAGGAUCGGAGAUCGUAGACAGCCCAUUGAUCAACAGAUCCGAUGAGACUGCAAUGUCUUAUAGUUCCAGAAGGCCUGUGGUGGAGAUCAGUCCAGAAAAUGGAGACGAUUCCGAGUUUCCGGCGAUGACUCGCCGUAGGAACCAGUCCUGGUGCGCCACUGAUUUUCACGAGUACCAAGUCUGCAAAUCGGUCCCGACUACCGGGGAUUCCACCGGAGGGAGAAUCGCAGCGGACGCGUCGACUCAGACGGAAGAGAAGAGGCGCCGGCGUCGAGCAGUAUCGACGACUGUUAUGGAGGAGGAGGAGGAGGAAGAGAAAACUGAUAAUAUGGUUGUUGUGGAUGAGAGUACAGAGCUGAAUAGUGAAGAGAUCUCUCCUCCGCCGUCCGAUUCCAGCCCUGAAACAUUGGAAACUCUGAUGAACAACAAUAGCCGUCUGAUAUUCCCGGGUCGCACCACCACCGUAGUGCAGAGCCUCCAACAAUCGACGGUAUCCAGUAGUCAGACCAUCGGACGGCUGCGAGCUCCGUCGGUUCUCAUGCAGCUGAUAUCUUGUGGGUCAGUGUCGUUUAGCGAUGGAAAAGGUUUGGCUGUGGCUCAGGGGAGGAGGAGUAAUCAGGUGGAAAAGGGUACAGGGGAAGAUGGUGCACUAGAGGAAAAGGAAUCCUACAGUGGCAGGCUAGUGAAAGAGACAAAGGAAGAACAGUUGUCAAUUUUCAAAAGAUGGUCUUUUAAUGCUACUGCAGCAGCUGCUGUUGAUGUUGAUGAUGAUGGGCAGCAGGGUAAUUCAAACUUGCAAGAGAUGGAGAAAAGAGAAGAGGGAGCAAACUGCAUGCAAAGGAGAAAGUCAAAGUCAUCCCUAAACCAUAAAUCUAAGUAAUAUAAAUAAGUUUUUUUUAAAAAAACUCCUUUUUAUGCUUCAAUGCUUUUGUAAUGCUUUA